AUGAACGACUCCGACAACUCCAAUACUAUUCCCGAAACCGUUGUGCUGGUCCAUUUCCGUCUUGUCGAAAGAUCUGCCCCUCUGGCUCGCAACCCAACCCCAUUUUACUCCCAGCAGAAUAGCUCUACGGCAAUAUUCGUCCUCCCCGGAAAUGCGACACUCGUUGAUAUUACUGCUGCCGCAGUUUCCAUGAUUGAUAAUGAUGAACAUGGGAUUGCGACACGGGCUAGAAUUCCGAAGAAUGGGUUUUCUUUUUCUACAGAUCUGAGCGAUCUAUUUGUGCAGUGGGCGGAUGUUCAUGAUCGGCUUCCACCAUCAUGGAUUAGGAAUGAUGAAGAGUUGGAGGGGGCUUUGAAAUGA
Molecule: messenger RNA, 360 nt
Organism: Botrytis sinoallii
Lineage: Eukaryota; Fungi; Ascomycota; Leotiomycetes; Helotiales; Sclerotiniaceae
Exons: 1
Coding region: 1-360 (119 amino acids)
Source: RefSeq, a predicted model, not a curated record